AUGAAAAGCGUACCUCGUGCUCCUAGUCUACUUCACCAGUUUCGAGCCACACCAACGCUUCUCCAAGGCAGCCCGAAACGAGCGCGAUCAAUCCUGUUCCUGCUACCCGACGGCUCCGGCUCCGCCACAUCAUAUGCUUCGCUACUACCCAUUUCUCCAGAUGGCGACAUUGCCGUCUACGGCCUCAAUUGUCCCUGGCUCAAAGACGCAAAACACCUCGUCGAAUUCGGUCUCCGCGGCCUAGCCGAGCUAUACGUGUCUGAGAUCCUGAGACGGCAGCCGCAGGGGCCGUAUCACCCCAACUUGACACCGUAUGAUCUCGGAGGAUGGUCCGCCGGCGGCAUCUGUGUUUAUGAAGUAGCCCUAAUGCUCACUAGAGCCGGCCAUCGCGUUGAUCGGCUUAUCUUGAUCGACUCGCCUAGCCCAAUCGGACUGGAGAAGCUCCCUCCCAGGUUGUACGACUUUCUCGACGCCCAAAACGUUUUUGGCUCGGAGAAUCCCCAUGGCGCAGCGGGAGGAGGUAGUAAGGCGCCCGAGUGGCUUCUAGCGCACUUUUUGGCGUUUGUGGAAGCGCUCGAUAAGUACGUCUCUGGUCCGUUGCCUCUGCCGCCGCGAGCCUAUCUCCUGUGGGCCGAGGACAGUGUCUGCAAGAAUCCUGAGGAUCCUCGUCCAGAUUACAGUGAAGACGACCCUCGCGAGAUGAGAUGGCUUUUGGAGAAUAGGACCAGUUUUGGACCGAAUGAGUGGGAGGCUUUACUUGGGGGCGAAGAGAAUACCUUUGUUGAUCGUAUCUCCGGGGCGAAUCAUUUCACGAUGUUGAAGGGAGGCCGUAAUGCGGGUCUGGUUGCUGAUUUCCUUGCCAGAGCUUUUGCAAAGUUGAGUGUAACAUAG
Colletotrichum phormii is the source of this 891-nucleotide messenger RNA. Its product is annotated as Alpha/Beta hydrolase protein. The record is from RefSeq and is a predicted model, not a curated record. NCBI's taxonomy places the organism in Eukaryota, Fungi, Ascomycota, Sordariomycetes, Glomerellales, Glomerellaceae. The transcript is spliced from 3 exons. The coding region runs from base 1 to 891 and encodes 296 amino acids. Gene Ontology annotation, biological process: biosynthetic process.